Dalotia coriaria is the source of this 742-nucleotide messenger RNA. RefSeq names its product mitochondrial ribosomal protein L21 (gene mRpL21). Gene Ontology annotation, cellular component: mitochondrial large ribosomal subunit; ribosome. The record is from RefSeq and is a predicted model, not a curated record. Gene Ontology annotation, biological process: translation. Lineage: Eukaryota; Metazoa; Arthropoda; Insecta; Coleoptera; Staphylinidae. Gene Ontology annotation, molecular function: structural constituent of ribosome; RNA binding. The transcript has 4 exons. The coding region runs from base 107 to 685 and encodes 192 amino acids.
GGUUUGCAACUUGCUACACAUUGCUAAGGUUAACUCCGCUCAUAUUUCCCACAUGAGUCUAUAAACAUCUAAAAUCCUAACAAAUUUGUUAUAAUUUGUAGGAAAAAUGUCAUUAAUAUUAAGAAAUCUAUUUAAACAACUAUCAGUAAGAUCUGCGCUUAAACCUCCGGUAAUAAGCACGGUGCCAAGACAUUUUAUGUCCAGCAAACCAGUCCCUUAUGAAAUUGUUGAUCCAAAUGAGAAAAAGCUUCUGAAUCAAGAUAUAAUAAACAAAGUAAACUCACAGAUUGCCAAUAAUGAACAAGGCAGACUGUUUGCUGUGGUGCACAUCAGUGGUAAACAAUUUAAGAUUACUGAGGGUGAUAUUAUUAUUGUAGAAGGCUAUUGGCCUCCAACAGCAGGGGAUAAAAUAAAAUUGGAGAAGACAAUGCUUGUUGGAUCAAAGGACUUUACUUUGAUUGGUACUCCAUUGUUACAAGAUGGAUUAGUUGAUAUCUAUGCAACUGUUAUAGAAAAAACAUUAUCCCAUACAAAAACAAACUUUAAGAAGAAAAGAAGGAAGCAGUACACUAAUAUUAACUUCUACAGAGUACAACAAACAAUGCUGAGGAUCAACCAGAUUGUUAUCAAAGGAACAGUGGAUAGUCCGCCGGAUGUAACUGGUCUUGAACAUCGCAUUUUGUAAAUGUUUAUACAAAUAUAGAGUAAAAAUAGAAAAUAAAUUUCACACUACAAAUAUUAA